CCACAAUUAAUGCCUUAAUUCCCAAUUUCCACGCCAUAAACACUUUUUGCCUCCCCUAUUCAAAUUUCCCCACUGCAUUUUCUCGGAUUCUCGAUUGAUGCUAUUGCUUUUUCUUCUCUGCCCAAAAAAGGAAAAUAAUCCGAAUUCUGUGUUUGAUUUCAGCGAUCGGGUUACAUAUGCCCGUUAUCUGCGCUCAAUUUUUGACCUUUCGUCAACAUUAAUUCAAACUGGUGGUUUCUUAAUCGUGAAGCGAUAAUUUUGCUUCACGUGAUGCCGUUCCGUGCUCUCAUUACAAAAUCCGACCGCCCUCGAGUUUUUGUGUGAUUUUGAGGGCACUUCUUCGGUUUCUGCUUCGAUCAACCAUUUUAUCGAGCACUUCGCCAUCAAUUUGGAGUUAAGCUUCUUUUGAGUUUUUAGGAAAUUCACAAAUUCAAUUGUAUUCAAUUGACGCUACUGCAAUCAGGCAACACCGACACUUGAAUUUUGAGAUUUUUCGGGGAGACUAUUGGGCUGUUGGUUGCAAAUGGGGCCCAUAUUCUACAUACUGAUAGCAUUGCCGUGUACAAUAGGGGCAAUAGCACUGGCCCUUCGCCACAUUUAUAACCAUUUACUGAAUUAUACUGAGCCAACAUAUCAGAGAUACAUUGUCCGCAUUAUCUUUAUGGUUCCAGUAUAUGCAUUGAUGUCUUUCUUGUCCUUGAUCCUGAAUAAACAUGCAAUUUACUUCAAUUCAAUCCGAGAAAUAUAUGAAGCUUGGGUCAUUUAUAAUUUCCUUUCACUAUGCUUAGCAUGGGUAGGUGGUCCAGGUGCUGUUGUGCUAAGUUUAACUGGAAAAGUUCUGAAACCCAACUGGUGUCUAAUGACAUGCUGCUUCCCCCCAAUGGCAUUGGAUGGACGCUUUAUACGAAGGUGCAAACAAGGGGGUUUGCAAUUUGUGAUCCUUAAACCCAUCCUAGUCACAAUUACGUUGAUACUAUAUGCAAAAGGGAAGUAUGAAGACGGGAAUUUCAAUCCAAGGCAAUCCUAUCUCUACCUCACCAUAAUCUACACGAUAUCAUACUCUGUGGCACUUUAUGCCUUGGCCUUGUUUUAUGUGGCAUGCAAAGAUUUGCUGAAGCCUUUCAAUCCAGUGCCCAAGUUUAUCAUAAUCAAAUCUGUCGUAUUUCUUACAUAUUGGCAGGGUGUGCUGGUUUUUCUUGCAGCCAAAUCCAAGUUAAUCAAAGAUACAGAGGAUGCUGCAGAAUUUCAAAAUUUCAUAAUUUGUGUUGAAAUGCUAAUUGCUGCAGUUGGCCAUCUUUACGCUUUUCCUUACAAAGAAUAUGCUGGUGCCAAUAUUGGUGGGAAUCGUGGCUUUGCAGCAAGCUUUGCACAUGCUUUGAACAUCAGUGACUUUUACCAUGAUACAGUACACCAGUUUGCUCCUACCUAUCAUGAUUAUGUGCUCUACAACCACGGUGAUGGUGACGAAGGAACUACAAAGUACAGGGCUCGCACUUUUGUUCCGACUGGCCCAGAAAUGGAUACAGUCAGAAGAAACAAAGGCAACCUUGGGAACAAAGACGAGUUAAAUUCACCAUCUUCAGUCGGUACUACUCAAAAUUUUGGCGGGAAUCAGGAGACUCCGAACUCAGACGCCUUAGGUUCCUCAUCGUUGAUCAGGAGCGAAGCAAAUUCUGCUAAUUUGCCUUAUGACCUUUCCCUUAUGGAUGUAGACCUUUCUAAUUAUCCAAAAAAGGUACCUGCUGCUAAUGAAGCUGGGAAACGAUGACAUGUAUGACGUUGUGAUCCAAGUGCUUGUUUUACUAGUUUGCUUUUGACUACAGAAAAUGUACAUUUAGGUUAGUACUAGUAUGUAUUGGGUCAAGCUUUAUACAGUUGUUGUUGGCAUGCCGCAUAGUAAUUGAGGUUUGUGUUGCUUGAA
Molecule: messenger RNA, 1921 nt
Organism: Salvia hispanica
Lineage: Eukaryota; Viridiplantae; Streptophyta; Magnoliopsida; Lamiales; Lamiaceae
Source: RefSeq, a predicted model, not a curated record